This is a messenger RNA of Paramecium sonneborni, 367 nucleotides long. The record is from the annotation of a GenBank genome assembly. NCBI's taxonomy places the organism in Eukaryota, Ciliophora, Oligohymenophorea, Peniculida, Parameciidae.
AAGAUGAGAAAUCACAUUGAUUAGAGUGGAUUUGACUAUGAUUAGAUAGAUAAAUCAUAGAAGACAUUAAAGGGAAGGUAAGAAUAAUCUGUAUUUGAAGUUUGGGAAGGUAAUUUUAGAUUAGGUGGAAAUUUAUGCCAUUUGAAGGAAUUGCACAUUGAUUUAAGAGAAUGUGUUAUUGAUUGUAAUUAUAAUUAAUAGGAAUUUGGAUUGUUUUUAUAGCUCAAGAACUUUGAAAUGCAAUCAAUGGAAAUGAUUAAGAAGAAUAGGGAUAAUUAAAUAUAUAAAUGGAAUGAAAAUAAAGAUAUUUAUUUUUUUAAUUUAAAAUGUCUGUGGACAACAGCUUCGACAAUUUAGAGCAUCUGAU